Messenger RNA from Prunus armeniaca (apricot), 2883 nucleotides. The record is from the annotation of a GenBank genome assembly. Lineage: Eukaryota; Viridiplantae; Streptophyta; Magnoliopsida; Rosales; Rosaceae.
AUGGCGGCGAUAGGGAAGACGAGGCUGGACUCGGGUUGGAUCGGGACUAGAGACAGGGAGGUCACGGUUAGUGGCACCCAGCUCACCACCACCCACCCUCCCUCCCCCGCCCUUCCUUGGAUGGAGGCCGUCGUCCCCGGAACUGUUAUGGCAACCUUGGUGAAGGGCAAAGAUGUACCUGAUCCCUUCUAUGAACUGCAAAACGAUUACAUCAUAGAUAUUACUGAAUCCGGGAGGCAGUACUACACAUUCUGGCUCUUCACAACUUUUCAGUGUAAACUGUCCAGCACACAGUUCCUGGAUCUGAAUUUCCGCGCAAUCAAUUAUUACGCAGAGGUAUAUUUAAAUGGGCACAAAAAAGACCUGCCAAGAGGGAUGUUUCGAAGACAUUCUCUUGAUGUCACUGAUAUAGCGCAUCCUGAUGGUCGAAAUUUGCUUGCUGUUCGUGUUUACCCGCCAGAUAAUCCUGGGACCAUUCCUCCUGAGGGUGGGCAAGGUGGCGAUCAUGAGAUCGGGAAAGAUGUAGCUGCACAAUAUGUGGAAGGUUGGGAUUGGAUGUGCCCUAUAAGGGAUAGAAACACUGGCAUAUGGGAUGAGGUGUCAAUUUCUGUAACAGGGCCAGUUAAAAUAAUUGAUCCCCACUUGGUUUCAUCGUUUUUUGACAAUUACAAGAGGGUAUAUCUUCAUGCUACAAUUGAGUUGGAAAAUAGAAGUACCUACGUUGUCGAGUGUUCUUUGAAUAUCCAAGUCACAACAGAACUUGAAGGAAACGUUUGUUUAGUAGAGCAUCUUCAGACUCAACAUCUGUCAAUCCCUGCUGGAUCACGGGUGAAAUAUACAUUUCCUGAGCUCUUCUUCUACAAACCCAAUUUAUGGUGGCCAAAUGGUAUGGGAAAGCAAUCCUUGUACAAUGUUGAUGUUACUGUCGAUGUAAAGGGAUACGGAGAAUCUGAUUUGUGGAGCCAAUUAUUUGGAUUCCGCAAAAUUGAGAGCCACAUUGAUACUACCACCGGUGGGAGGUUGUUCAAGGUCAAUGGUCAGCCUAUUUUUAUUCGUGGUGGUAAUUGGACAGUGUCAGAUGGCCUCCUACGACUUUCAAAAGAGCGUUACAGAACAGACAUCAAGUUUCAUGCAGAUAUGAAUCUUAACAUGCUCCGUUGUUGGGGAGGGGGAGUGGCCGAGAGGCCAGAAUUUUAUCAUUACUGUGAUAUUUAUGGCCUGUUGGUCUGGCAAGAAUUUUGGAUUACUGGAGAUGUCAACGGACGAGGUGUCCCAGUAUCAAAUCCAAAUGGUCCACUGGACCAUGAUCUUUUCUUGCUAUGCGCAAGAGAUACUGUCAAGCUUCUAAGGAACCAUCCAAGUCUUGCCCUUUGGGUGGGUGGAAGUAAACAAAUUCCUCCAGAUGACAUCAACACAGCUUUGAAACAUGACCUCAGGCUCCAUCCAAAUUUUGAAAGCUUAUCAAAUGAGAGUGGCAAGAUUGUUAAAGAUUUUUCUGCAGGGUCGGACGAUCCAAGCCAAUAUCUUGAUGGUACACGCAUUUACAUCCAAGGGUCCUUGUGGGAUGGAUUUGCAAAUGGAAAGGGGGACUUCACUGAUGGCCCUUAUGAAAUUCAAAACCCUGAAGACUUCUUUAAAGAUGACUUUUACAAAUAUGGGUUCAAUCCUGAAGUUGGUUCUGUAGGUAUCCCUGUUUCAGCUACCAUCAGAGCUACAAUGCCUCCAGAAGCACGGCAGAUUCCUUUGUUUAAGAAGGUUUCCAAUGAUUAUGAAGAAGUUCCAAACGGCAUGUGGGUACACUAUAAAUACAUCCCUUAUUCAAAACCAGGCAAGGUUCAUGACCAGAUUUUACUUUAUGGGUCGCCAAAGGAUCUUGAUGAUUUUUGCUUGAAGGCUCAACUAGCUAACUACAUUCAGUAUAAAGCUCUAUUAGAGGGUUGGACUUCCCGCAUGUGGAGUAAAUACACUGGUGUUUUGAUUUGGAAAACACAGAAUCCUUGGCCAGGUCUUAGAGGGCAACUUUACGACCAUUUUCUAGACCAAACGGCAGGUUUCUACGGCUGUCGAAGCGCAGCGGAGCCAAUCCAUGUCCAGCUUAACUUGGCUACAUAUUUCAUAGAGGUUGUCAACACUACAUCAGAGGAACUAUCUGAUGUCGCUAUAGAAGCCUCGGUGUGGGAUCUAGAAGGAACAUGCCCAUACUACAAAGCUCAUGAAAAGGUGUCCAUGCCGCCAAAAAGAACAGUACCAAUUGCUGAGAUGAAAUAUCCAAAAUCUAAAAACCCAAGGCCAGUGUACUUUCUUCUUCUCAAGCUGUAUCACAUGUCAGAUUAUCGCAUUAUAUCCAGGAACUUUUACUGGUUGCAUCUGUCUGGUGGAGAUUACAAGCUGUUAGAACCGUACAGGAAGAAAACAGUUCCAUUAAAAGUUACAUCCCAGGUUUCCAUCAAAGGAACCACCUAUGAAAUGCAUAUGCGCAUCCAGAACAAAUCUAAGAAACCAGUGCCGAAAAGUUUAACCUAUCAAAACAAUUUCACUACUAAAAAAGGUGAUGGUGAUUUUGAUGUAGCAUCAGUGGAAUCUACAAAUGACGGAGCAGACAAAGAGCUUGAAGUUGGUUGGUUUCGGAAAAUAUCCAGACAUUUCACAAAGGAGAAUGGUGGUUUGAGGGUUGCUGAAAUCAAUGGCAACGACACAGGCGUUGCUUUCUUCCUUCAUUUUUCAGUUCAUGGAUUGAAGACAGACCAUAAGGAAGGAGAAGACACAAGAAUUCUUCCUGUUCAUUAUUCAGACAACUAUUUUUCGCUGGUGCCAGGUGAAGCUAUGCCCAUCAAGAUCUCUUUUGAGGUCCCUCCUGGUGUCACCCCCCCGAGUUACUCUUGA